Messenger RNA from Lycium ferocissimum, 1331 nucleotides. Its product is annotated as spermidine synthase 1. The record is from RefSeq and is a predicted model, not a curated record. Gene Ontology annotation, biological process: spermidine biosynthetic process. The coding region runs from base 205 to 1203 and encodes 332 amino acids. NCBI's taxonomy places the organism in Eukaryota, Viridiplantae, Streptophyta, Magnoliopsida, Solanales, Solanaceae. Gene Ontology annotation, molecular function: S-adenosylmethionine-dependent methyltransferase activity; spermidine synthase activity. Gene Ontology annotation, cellular component: cytosol. The transcript is spliced from 9 exons.
GAACUGAGUGAGCUGAAAAAUACGGGUGAGUCCAAAAAGGAAGAGGAAACAAUCAUCGCGUCUUUCCUAAGCAUAUUGUUACUCCAAAGUAGAGUCAAUAUUUGUGCGGUCACACACACUUGAGUUGAGCAUCCCUCAAUCAGGGCUAGCAAGGGUUACGUACCCAAUUCUUUUACCUUAUACUCGUAUAAAUAGGAAGCAAAAAUGGCAAACGAGAGCAGCGCGAGUGAAUUAAUAUUGCCUGUGAAGAGAGCAAGGGAGGAGGAGGAGAAAAUGGAGGAAGUCAAUAAUAACAAUGAAUCACCCUACAUUUCUUCUAUCUUGCCUGGAUGGUUCUCUGAGAUUAGCCCGCUUUGGCCUGGGGAAGCACACUCAUUGAAGGUUGAAAAGAUAUUAUUUCAGGGGAAGUCAGAUUACCAAAAUAUCAUGGUUUUUCAGUCAUCAACUUAUGGAAAGGUGCUUAUUUUGGAUGGUGUGAUACAACUCACAGAGCGGGAUGAAUGUGCUUACCAAGAAAUGAUCACUCAUCUCCCACUUUGCUCAAUUCCAAACCCCAAAAAGGUGUUGGUUAUUGGAGGAGGUGAUGGUGGUGUCUUGCGUGAGGUGUCUCGGCAUUCUUCUGUUGAACAGAUAGACAUAUGUGAGAUUGACAAGAUGGUAAUUGAUGUUUCUAAACAAUUUUUCCCUAAUGUAGCUAUAGGAUAUGAGGAUCCCCGAGUUAAACUCCAUGUUGGUGAUGGAGUUGCAUUUUUGAAAAAUGUUCCAGAAGGAACUUAUGAUGCAGUAAUAGUGGAUUCCUCUGACCCUAUAGGUCCAGCCCAAGAGUUGUUCGAAAAGCCUUUCUUUGAAUCCGUAGCAAGGGCUCUGCGUCCUGGAGGUGUGGUCUGUACGCAGGCGGAGAGCAUAUGGCUUCACAUGCACAUAAUUGAAGAUAUUGUGGCAAACUGCUGCCAGAUCUUCAAAGGUUCAGUCAACUAUGCCUGGACCACUGUUCCUACUUAUCCAAGUGGUGUUAUUGGUUUCAUGCUUUGCUCUACUGAGGGACCUGCGGUUGAUUUCAAGAAUCCAAUUAACCCCAUUGAUGCUGAUGAUAGCCACACCAAAACUAGAGGACCCUUAAAGUUCUACAACUCUGAGAUUCACUCUGCAUCGUUCUGUUUGCCAUCUUUCGCGAAGAGGGUGAUUGAAUCCAAAGCAAAAUGAGUCCUUAGAGGAGCAGGAUUUAGCUGUUUUUAGAACACCUCAUUCCCAUCCCAUACAAGACAGGAUCAUCUAGCAUUGGAAAAUGAGUCCUUAUGGGUUCUCAGUGGCUUAUGACUGCCUUAUUACUU